GUGGUGGCCGCUGUUUUGCUCCAUACUUCCCAACCUGCGAAAGCGUGGGAAUGUUGCGAGGAUAUUUCUGAGGAAAGUCUCGUUAAAGUGCGAAAUAAGUUGCCGUAAGUUUACCACUCGUUGUUCCACGUCAGCGGAGCUGUACUGUAGCGCCGGAGGCCGUGAGCGCGAGACUGUUGGGACGUUUCACCAGCGAGCAGUUCCGGACAAAGGGAAAAAAAGACCCGAGCUAACGUUAGCCGGAGCUAACUUAGCAUUCCUUUAGCUGCGGCGCAAUGCAGGCCAUAAAGUGUGUGGUUGUCGGAGACGGUGCUGUGGGUAAGACUUGUCUGCUCAUCAGCUACACCACCAAUGCCUUUCCUGGAGAGUACAUCCCCACAGUAUUCGACAACUACUCCGCCAAUGUUAUGGUGGAUGGAAAACCAGUGAACCUGGGCCUCUGGGAUACAGCAGGACAAGAGGACUACGACAGACUCCGCCCACUUUCUUACCCACAGACGGAUGUGUUCCUUAUCUGUUUUUCUCUUGUGAGUCCUGCCUCUUUUGAAAACGUCCGUGCCAAGUGGUAUCCUGAAGUUAGACACCAUUGUCCCAACACUCCCAUCAUCCUUGUGGGCACCAAGCUGGAUUUGAGAGAUGACAAGGACACCAUGGAGAAACUCAAGGAGAAGAAACUGUCCCCCAUCACCUAUCCUCAAGGCCUUGCCAUGGCUAAGGAGAUUGGUUCUGUCAAGUACCUGGAGUGCUCCGCCCUGACUCAACGUGGCCUUAAAACUGUGUUCGAUGAGGCCAUCCGUGCUGUUCUGUGCCCCCCACCCGUCAAGAAGAAGGGCAGGAAGUGCAGUCUUUUGUAAGAUUUCCAGCAGUGGAACGGUUCUGGGGAAACAUGAUCGCUAGUGGUGGGGGGGAGGGCUAAAGACACAACAGAAACACACCAGUAAACAUAAAAACAACACACUUCAGAUCCUGUCCUUCCAUAAGCGUAGUUAGAUCUGUUUCAUAAAAAAUAACACAAGUUCAGCUUUAGGUGAAGGUUUGGACUUUUCAAGACUCCGGGUUUUUGUAUAUUGUAUAGACAAGAGUAUGAACUUCUCGAGGCCUUCUAAAAUAGAUUGGAUGUUUUCUAAAAUAGACGGUGGAAUGUCAUGAGCUUUACCACCUAUUGUCCGUCUUUAUUUUAUUUUGUUUGUUUACAGUCCUGUUAUGAGUGGAAGUAAUAUUGCCAAAUAAAUUCUGCACAUAUUUUAGCCGAAAAGGAAAUUUGUCAUCUCUGAAGUAUGAUCUGACAGUUUCCUUUUGUUCCAGCACUUGAUCAAAAAAGGCAUUUUUGAGUUCAUGUUUUCUUUGCAAAGGCAGUCGUGUCAACUUCGCUGUAAAAAAAUUGUACUUUGAACAACUUCAAGAACCAGAAAAUUGUUGCUAUUAGUUUGUUUUCAGCCCUAAAACGGUUAUCGACGCCCAAAAACUUAACAGAGAAUCUACUGAAAUAGUGCUAUCAAUUCCUAAAACAAUUUUUUUUAAAGAUCAGUAUUUUUUGGAUUGUAUCCAGUUUGAGCUUAUCAAGUUAUUACUUUUUUUACUUUGCAAUAUUCCCUUUGACGCGUCUCACCUGUACAGCUGCCUCUGAGAGCAACGCUGAAAAAUCUCUUCAGAUGUUUUGGUGAUGGGGGAACAAGAGCACCUUUAGUGCUCUUUGGGCAUUUAUCAAGUAUCUUUUGUGCAGCACAUUUGAUUAGUUUUCUCUUUAAGCAACACUACUGGCUAAGUAACAUCACUAAGAUUAUUAUCUAUACCUGCUAAUAGUAAAAAAAGCUACUGUCUGUUAUGGUGUAGACCACAUUGUACUCAACUUUUUGUUAUGAUUUGAUUAUUUUGUAUCUUCACGGAAGUUAGACUCACUGCAUUGACUAACACUAUGAAUAUCUUUUUAUUACCUCUGCAGUUAAUCCUACCUGAAUAUCCCUACAACCUAGCUUUUUUUUGUAAUUAAUUCUGAUGGCAUGUCUGUGCAUCAUAUACUGAAAACAAAAGAUUAGAAUUGCUAGUUAUAUAUUUUUUUGCUUAUUUACAAAAUGUAUUUGAAUGAUUAGAUCAGGGGUUAAGUACAUGUUGGUCAUCUGUAUUGUAUCAGACAUCAAGCUGUGCUUUUAUUCAAGCCAAUGUUGUGACUCUUUAGUUUUAUGAAUUCAAAACUAUUGUCACUUUUUGAAAAAGCCAAUAAAUUCUUGUAAAAAC
Messenger RNA from Nematolebias whitei (Rio pearlfish), 2235 nucleotides. RefSeq names its product ras-related C3 botulinum toxin substrate 1. The record is from RefSeq and is a predicted model, not a curated record. Gene Ontology annotation, molecular function: GTPase activity; protein kinase binding; GTP binding. The transcript is spliced from 6 exons. The coding region runs from base 276 to 854 and encodes 192 amino acids. Gene Ontology annotation, biological process: regulation of actin cytoskeleton organization; regulation of cell shape; cortical cytoskeleton organization. Gene Ontology annotation, cellular component: cytoplasmic vesicle; cell projection; cytoskeleton. Lineage: Eukaryota; Metazoa; Chordata; Actinopteri; Cyprinodontiformes; Rivulidae.